UAAAUAGUAAAAUCCAAGUUAGGGUGCCGUGUAGGAAACAAUCACUAAACCCUAAAUACAUCUUUAAAUAUUCUCUUCCUUCAAUUUUUUCUCAGGCUUUGAUCACCGAACCCUAGUUUCUCUCGAUCAUCGAAUCGCUUCUUCUUCUUUAGAUACUGAUCGAAUCGACAUGGCCAAAAACUCCUUCAAGCUUUCUAAUCCUCUGGAGGUGAGAAUGGCUGAAUCUACUCGUAUCAGAGAGAAGUACCAAGACAGAGUUCCUGUGAUUGUGGAGAAAGCUGAACAAAGUGAUGUUCCUGACAUUGACAAGAAGAAGUAUCUUGUGCCAGCUGAUCUAACCGCUGGACAAUUUGUGUACGUUGUGCGCAAAAGAAUUAAGCUCGGAGCCGAGAAAGCAAUCUUUGUCUUUGUCAAGAACACGUUACCCCCAACUGCUGCAUUGAUGUCUGCAAUCUAUGAAGAACACAAAGACGAAGAUGGGUUUCUCUACAUGACAUACAGUGGAGAGAACACGUUUGGAUCUUCCUGCUAAUAUGCUCUGAUUUGAUAGUUUGAUUGUAUAUUCGUUUUCCCCUUUAGCUUCUUUUCUUCUGAUUGGUCGACCUUAAUAAUGUCUUUUACUUUGUGGUUUUAUCUUCGGAGAACUCUCUUUCUCAAUGGAUUUGAAAAAAUAUAUCUUCAGUUAAUUUGAGACUCUGUUUACAUUU
Messenger RNA from Raphanus sativus (radish), 707 nucleotides. RefSeq names its product autophagy-related protein 8a-like. The record is from RefSeq and is a predicted model, not a curated record. The transcript has 6 exons. NCBI's taxonomy places the organism in Eukaryota, Viridiplantae, Streptophyta, Magnoliopsida, Brassicales, Brassicaceae. Gene Ontology annotation, biological process: cellular response to nitrogen starvation. The coding region runs from base 170 to 532 and encodes 120 amino acids.